Messenger RNA from Colletes gigas, 3927 nucleotides. It is a transcript of the gene TBCD, whose product is annotated as tubulin-specific chaperone D. Gene Ontology annotation, cellular component: lateral plasma membrane. The record is from RefSeq and is a predicted model, not a curated record. The transcript has 9 exons. Bases 321 to 3776 code for a protein of 1151 amino acids. Gene Ontology annotation, biological process: tubulin complex assembly; microtubule cytoskeleton organization; adherens junction assembly. Gene Ontology annotation, molecular function: beta-tubulin binding; GTPase activator activity. Lineage: Eukaryota; Metazoa; Arthropoda; Insecta; Hymenoptera; Colletidae.
UAAUAUUUACUAUAAUAAAGACGAGAAUCAUAACAAGAGAUUAGUGGGAUAAAGGCGUUAUAAUUUCCCCAGUUUCGUUAUUUUCACAAAUUCUAGUGCUACGUGAAAACAAGUCUUUAAUGAAAUGUACGGACUAUAAUCGAAAAAUUUGUUGCGUCGAUACGCACGCGCUAUUAUUUGUCAUCGUUUUAUCGCGAACUAUCAAAAAAUUUGUUCUUAAUGUUUUCGUGUUUUUGUAGGUAAACUUAGUUACUUAUAAAUGUAUUUUAAUUAAAGACAUCAGUUUUUGUGAAUAACGGUGAAAGGUUAAGAGGAAGAAAAUGGUGUUGAAUGAUUGUCCGGAUCCAGAAGUAAUUGGUUGUGGAUUCAGUGCUUUUAAGGAAAUUGAUGAAGUGACUUCUCUGAUUGCGGAACUGAAAAAAGUUGAUCUUUCGUCGAGCCUUAUUGAAAAAAAUCGGGAUCGAUUUAAUUUCAUUCUGUCACAAUAUCAAGAUCAAAGACAAUUGUUGGAUCCUUAUUUGGAUGAUAUUCUGCAGCCAUUGAUUUGUAUCAUUAAAGAUGAAAAUUCUACAGAAAGUAUGCAACAUAAUGCUUUCAAAUACAUUUUCAUCGUUAUGUCUGUCAAAACGUACAAGAACAUCGUUACGUAUUUACCACACGAGGUAGCAGAUCUCCUUCCUGUUUUGCGAAUGUUGGAAAAACAAGAUCCGAAUGACGUGGAGACAUGGGAGACUAGAUACGUACUUUUAAUUUGGCUUUCUAUAAUAUCGAAAAUACCAUUUCCACUGUCGCGUUUAGAAAUUACAGAUGUUAAUUCAGAACAGUCAAUAGUAGUCAGAAUUUUAAAAAUAUGCAAAUUAUUUUGUUUAUCAAAAGAUGCUUGCGCUGUAGCUGCGGUAUUUUUAAUUGCCAAUUUCUUAACAAGAUCGGAUGUUAAAAAAUUAUAUUUGAAAGAAAUGAUAAUGUGGUGUUUGCAAUGUGUGGAGAACGAUCCUUUGAGGCACGGUCCUCUAGCGGUUAUAGCUGCAAUAUUAAAACAUACUGCGAGGGAAGAUGUUAAACCACACACUCAAGUGAUUUUGGAUAAAGUUUUACAGUUCCAUUUAAAUAAUAAUCCUGCUGAUCUUAUCAGGAAAUUUGGGAUAAAAAUUGUACAAAGAAUCGGAUUAGUGUUAUUAGGAACGAAACUGGCAUCGUGGAGAUAUCAAAGAAUGAAUAGAUCUAUAUGUUUAUUGCUUAACGAUAAGCAGAUUAAUGCUGUAAAAAAUUUGGAAAAGUCUAAAGAGGUUUCGACUAAUAACGAUGAUCAGGAUAUUCCAUUAGCGAUAGAGGAUAUUAUCGAGCAACUUAUACAAGGUCUUAGGGAUAAAGCAAUUACGAUACGGUGGUCUGCCGCGAAAGGGUUGGGAAGAAUAACAGCAAGGCUACCAAUGGAACUAGCAGAUGAUGUAGUAGGAUUUGUGCUGAAUCUUUUUUCUGGUCGGGAAUCAGAUUCUGCUUGGCACGGUGGUUGUUUGGCGUUAGCAGAAUUAGGUAGACGCGGGCUCUUGUUGCCUCAUCGUUUACCCGACGUAAUACCAGUAGUUCUUCAGGCUUUAGUAUUCGAUGAACCAAGAGCGUACGGGUCGAUUGGUUAUUUAAUCAGAGAUGCUGCGUGUUAUAUUUGUUGGUCAUUUCCAAGAGCGUACGAUCCCGAUAUCUUUCAACCGUAUGUAAAAGAAAUUGCAGCUAUGUUGUUGGUUGUUGCUUGCUUCGAUAGAGAGAUUAAUUGUAGAAGAGCUGCUUCGGCGGCGUUCCAAGAGAACGUCGGUAGGCAAGGAAACUUUCCACACGGAAUAGAGAUAUUAACUAUUGCCGAUUAUUUUGAAGUUGGCGUUAGAAAUCAUUCGUACUUAAAAAUCAGCGCACAAAUUGCUCAGUAUGACGAGUACAGGAAACCUCUUAUCGACCAUGUGGUUGCACGAAAAGUUACGCAUUGGGAUACAGCGAUCAGAGAACUAUCGGCCAAAACGCUCUUUAAUCUAACAUCGGCUGCUCCAAAUUAUAUUAAGGAUACAGUUUUACCACAGUUAUUAGAUAUGUUGAAUUCUAUGGAUUUGAACAUUAGACACGGCGCGGUAGUAGCAAUCGCAGAAAUUCUAGAAGCAUUACACAACAGUUAUAACGAAAAAAUUGAAAAUAUACUCCAACCAACAGCCAUGGAAAGUAUAAGAAAUAUAGUGAAUACUUUUCGGAAAAGGGGGCAGUUCAAAGGUCUAGGAGGAGAAUUAAUGAAGCAAGCUUGCGCAGUAUUAAUAAAAAAAUGCUCCAUUGUUCAUUUUCCAGUCUCCAUAGAAAUUAUAUAUGACUGGCAAAAUCUCUUAGAAGAAUGUUUGGCACACGAAGUGUCUGUAGUAAGAACAAAAGCAGCAGAGGCACACACAGAAUUUUUUUUAAAAUACUAUGCCAACAUAGAUAGCGAUUAUCAUAGGAUUGUUAUUAAUCGUUAUCUCGAUAAUUUGCAAUCGAGUAAUCAACUCGUUCGAAUAGGUUUUGCACAAGCCAUAGGAUACUUUCCUUUAUUUAUAAUUUGUGAAAGAGAAACAGAUGUGAUAAAGGCUCUCAUUAAAUGUACUGAAAUAUCAGAAAAUACUCUGAAAUGGGCAGAGAGUAGGAAAGAAGCUAUCCAUGCAUUAAUAAUGGUAUGUGAAACUUUGGGAGUGAAAGAAGCAGAUAAAUGGCAAGUAUUUGUGCACGAUUUGUAUAAUUGUUAUUUACUGUCGUUGAAAGAAUAUACAGUAGAUAGUCGUGGAGAUAUAGGAGCAUGGGUGCGAGAAGCAGCAAUGACUGGUUUACAUAUGUUAACAAAUUUAGUGUUUCAAGCGAAAUUGACGUCCGUAUUGAACGAAGAGUUAAUGACAAAUAUAAUAGGAGGAAUUGCACAACAAGCUGUAGAAAGAAUCGACGGGAUCCGAGCGCAAGCAGGAACCGUCUUCAGCACUCUCAUUCACAAUGAUCCCCCGCUACCAAACAUUCCAUAUCUUGCUGAAUUAAAAAGUAUCUUCCCUUAUGACGAGUGUAAAGAAAACAUAGAAUGGCGAAUGGAAUCCAUUACUUUCCCACGGUUUAUUAAAAUGUUAUCUUAUCCUCCUUAUACAAUGAACCUUCUGCGGGGAAUUGUAUUCAGCGUCGGUGGUUUAAGCGAAUCUCUGGUUAAACACUCUAGCGUCUCUUUAUUUUCUUAUUUACAAGAAAUAGACGAACAAGGUCUUACAAAUUUGUGUUACAAAAUUUUGAAUAUUUUCGAGGAAAGUCACAAAAACGAAAGAAUGAUUACAUCGAUGUUAGCAUUUUUGGAUCGCUUGCUUAGCUCCGGAUGUAUUCAAAUUGUUCUCGAUGAUUCGAAGAACGGGGUUUCGGAAAAAAUUUUAAUGUUACUUAAACACGAAAUAAAAAAUACAAGUAACACGAAGUUGUUAAUCAUCAGUAUAAACGUCUUCUGUCAGCUCUUGCAGGUACGGGGUCCAGUCGCAAAGCGAGCGUUUUGUCAAUUGAGUAUUUUUCUUUGCCAUAAGUAUAAGUGUAUACGUAAAGUAGCAGCAACGAAAACGUACGAAGCUUUAACUCUUUACGGGGAAGAGAUCGAUCUUCCCGAACAAGACUUAGUUAAAAUUUUAACGGAAUUAAAUGUCACUGAUUGGGAACGAUCGGUAUCUGAACUUCGACCAAUAAGAAAUCGCCUUUGUGACUUGAUGGGGGUAUCUACUCCGAUUUUACAAAACACGACCGUGAACUGAAUUUCAUCUUCUUUUCUGAUAAAUUGAACUACUUUCAGAAUUGUCAGCACAAAUAUGCCAGACAUUUAAAAAUCCCCACGAAAUGUGUAUAGUGAAUAUUUAAAAACAAAAAGCAAAUAAGAGCAAAAAUGACGAGAAUUGAAAAAGAUGC